This is a messenger RNA of Mytilinidion resinicola, 309 nucleotides long. RefSeq lists its product as uncharacterized. The record is from RefSeq and is a predicted model, not a curated record. The transcript has a single exon. Lineage: Eukaryota; Fungi; Ascomycota; Dothideomycetes; Mytilinidiales; Mytilinidiaceae. Bases 1 to 309 code for a protein of 102 amino acids.
AUGUCGCCCGGCGGGACAGGGCACACCCCCUGGCUGGGGCCGGGUGCUGCUAUGGGACAGCCAGACAGCUUGCGGGAUAUCACCACGGCAUGCCUCGUGCUCGGCCUGGCGGAGGCGGGCGAGCGUCCCUUGCUGUGCGGUCUGGCAUCGAUCAGCAGAGACUCGGACAGACUGAGAAGAGUCGGGGGCGAGGGGCCUGAUCGAGGGGCUGAGCCGGGCAUGGCACGGCAUGGGCUGCUGCAGGCUUUCCACCAGCGACACGCCGGGGAGUAUCAGACCGCGGGCUGGCUCGAGAGCAGUGCCCGCUAG